Messenger RNA from Penicillium chermesinum, 2109 nucleotides. Its product is annotated as M3 family metallopeptidase. The transcript is spliced from 4 exons. Gene Ontology annotation, cellular component: mitochondrial intermembrane space. The record is from RefSeq and is a predicted model, not a curated record. Bases 1 to 2109 code for a protein of 702 amino acids. Gene Ontology annotation, molecular function: metalloendopeptidase activity. Gene Ontology annotation, biological process: peptide metabolic process; proteolysis. Lineage: Eukaryota; Fungi; Ascomycota; Eurotiomycetes; Eurotiales; Aspergillaceae.
AUGGCCCCCGCACACUUACGGAGCCCGCCACAGGCCCCGCCGGUCUUCACUGCCACCGCGCAGUCCAUUGUGGCAGACGCCGAACGUCUGAUCCGCACAGCUCGCGCUGUUCAGGACAAGGUCGUCGCCGAGAAUGAUAACCAGCUUGCAUUGGAAUCCCAUAUCAUUGGCUUCUACCAGGCCGUGUCAACAGACCAGAAGCUCCGCGAUGCUUCCUCCAAGGCCGAGGAGAUCAUGGACGAGUUCUUCAUCGAAUCUGUGAUGCGUGAUGAUGUGUUCUCGCUUGUCGAUGCUGUAUUGAAGAAGAACGAGACGCUCGACCCCGAGUCUCGCCGUCUGCUGGAGAAGGAACACAAGGACUACGUGCGGAACGGCCUCGGUCUGCCCGCAGGCCCGCAGCGCGCUCGGUUCAAGGAAAUCAAGAAGCGUCUCAGUCAGUUGAGCAUCGAAUUCCAGAAGACCUUGAACGAGGAAAAUGGCGGUAUAUGGUUCACCCCGGAGCAGCUUGAUGGUGUACCGGAGGAUGUGCUGUCUUCGCUGAAGAAGGGCGAGGGUGAGAACGCUGGCAAGCUGUGGUUGACUUUCAAGUACCCCGAUCUCAUUCCUACGAUGAAAUACGCCACCAACCCGGACACUCGUCGCCACGUCAUGGUCGCCAAUGAGAACAAAUGUAACCAGAACGUUCCGCUGUUCCGUGAGACUAUCAUUCUCCGUGAUGAAGCUGCCCGUCUUCUCGGAUACCCUAACCACGCUGCUUUCCGCAUUGAAGAUAAGAUGGCCAAGACGCCUGAGACCGUGGACAAGUUCUUGGGCGAUCUGCGUACCCGGCUAGCUGAUGGUGGCAGGCGGGAGGUUCAGAAGCUCCUUGCCCUGAAGAAGGAAACGGAGCCUAACGCGGAUGGUCGUUAUUACCUUUGGGACCACCGAUUCUACGAUCGGUUGAUGUUGGAACGCGAAUACUCACUUGAUCAGCAGGUGAUUGCUGAGUAUUUCCCACUUCAGACUACUAUCGAGGGCAUGCUGAAGAUCUUUGAAGAGCUGUUUGGUCUGGAGUUUGUGGAAAUUGUUGAUGAGGAUCGUGCUGCUGUUGCCCCCACUGGUAACGGCAAAGAUAUCGUGUGGCACGAAGAUGUCCAGGUCUUCAGUGUCUGGAAUGACGAGGGCGAGGGCUCUGGAUUUGUUGGAUACUUGUACUUGGAUCUGUUCCCUCGCGAUGGCAAGUAUGGCCAUGCUGCCAACUUCAAUCUGCAGCCUGGCUUUAUUGAUGCUGACGGCAAGCGCCGCUUCCCCGCCACUGCGUUGGUGUGCAAUUUCACAAAGCCCACUCCCAAGAAGCCCAGUCUGCUUAAGCACGACGAAGUGACUACUCUUUUCCACGAGCUGGGUCACGGUAUUCACGACCUGGUCUCACGAACCACCUACUCCCGCUUCCACGGUACUAGCACCGUCCGGGAUUUCGUUGAGGCGCCCAGCCAGAUGCUCGAGAACUGGUGCUGGACACCCUCACAACUUCGUUCUCUUAGCCGACACUACUCGACCCUGUCACCUGAGUAUCUGGCCGGAUGGCAAGAAGCUCAGCAGGCCCGUAGCGGCGGUAAGACCGCCACCGGGCCACCAUCUGAGCGCAUCCCAGACGACGUUAUUGAAAACCUCAUUCGUACCAAACACGUCAACGAUGCUCUCUUCAACCUCCGUCAACUGCAUUUCGGUAUCUUCGAUAUGACUAUUCAUGAGCCCAAGAGCCAUGCCGAUAUCGAAGCUUUGCCCAUCUCUGCUACUUAUAACCGUUUGCGCCAGGAGAUCACCGAGAUGCACGGCAUGGAGGCUCUUGGUGGAGGUGAUGAGUGGGGUCACGGUGAGGCCACCUUUGGCCACUUGAUGGGAGGCUAUGAUGCUGGAUACUACGGCUAUCUCAGCUCCCAAGUAUACUCCACCGACAUGUUCUAUACCAUCUUCAAGAAUGACCCUAUGAACAAGGCUGCUGGUCGCCGCUACCGCUACCAGGUUUUGGAGAAGGGUGGUAGCCAGGACGAGAUGCAAACCUUGACCGAGUUCCUCGGCCGUGAGCCUAGUACUGACGCCUUCUAUAAGGACUUAGGUCUCGCUUAG